Seminavis robusta is the source of this 453-nucleotide messenger RNA. The record is from the annotation of a GenBank genome assembly. NCBI's taxonomy places the organism in Eukaryota, Bacillariophyta, Bacillariophyceae, Naviculales, Naviculaceae.
AUGAAAUGGACAAAUGUGUCCGCGAUGACCGGCCAGGAAGCCGGUAGCAAUGCUGCCGCGGUGGCAACCGUCUCUGUUGUUUGUCCUGGUGACAUUCCUGAUGGGAAUAUUGAAGGCCCUGUUACGUUGCAGCGCUUCUCUGACACUCCUCUCUUUCGCAUCUGCGUCCAUCACAACAACAGCGUCUACAACCGAGCCGUUUUUUGCCUUCCCACUGACGAAGCUUGGACGGUGAGUCUCCCACGCAAGAUCAAGACAAAGCGUUCCAAGAAGAAAGCUUUGGAGCUUACUUUCAAUCUCCCCGAGGAGAAUCCCGAUGGAUUCAAGAAACUUGUUGUGACUCUACCUUACGAUGGAGAAGACGGAGAUGCCAUGUUGUUUUGUGAAGCUGCUGCGUUUGCUUCCGGGGUUGUCUUUGACUAUUGUCAGGGCCGCGAGUAUGGUCAUGGAUGA